Molecule: messenger RNA, 1017 nt
Organism: Aspergillus pseudotamarii
Lineage: Eukaryota; Fungi; Ascomycota; Eurotiomycetes; Eurotiales; Aspergillaceae
Exons: 1
Coding region: 93-623 (176 amino acids)
Source: RefSeq, a predicted model, not a curated record
GCUACUCACCCUGCGUAUCCGGAUGAUUUCGUACUUUUAGUAUAAUUGAGUUCACUAUAACCUUGUUACGUGGUCGAUCCCACAGAGAAUGUAUGAACAGAACAAGUCAAGACAAACUUAGGGUUCGAUUUCGGCCCAGUGGUGCCCACAACACUUUAUGCAUUAACCCCUGUUGGAUAGUGGGACAACAUGUCGGCUUUGAGAUCACAUCCCGGACCCGAUAUACAAACAAUCCGUACCGAAUCCAACGUGGUCCGGCUACAAACGUAGUACUACUAAAUAAUGUAGUUGUAUGUAGUGCUAUGAAGAAAUUGUGCAUCAUAGAGGGAUGUAAAAGUUCCACCUACGUUCAGUUAAGUCAGAAUUUUCAGAUUGUGAUGCCACCGAAACCAGUGAAUCUUUGUAUUCUUCUCAUAAUUUCAGAUAUAGUUGUAAAUGCAACUUCUCUUAGGGGCUUCGAGAGGCCCCGUUUACUAGUCAUCAUCAUCAUUCAACCCACACAAAAUAGGAAAGACAUGAUCAUGAGUCUUGCGGGUUCUCCGAAGGAACCAACCACUCUGUGUAUCCUGAUCCCACACUGUAUCCUCCUCAUGCCGGCAUUACAUACAAAGAAAAAUCACUGAUGCCCCGAACCCCUAAUGCACCGAACCGAACAGAAGUAUAUAUAGACGCAAAAGGCACAGGUGAGAAUUGCAUCGAAAGAGAAAAAGCGAAUACCUAGCGUCUUUCGUAGGCUCCCCAACAGAGCGGCACCAGGAGAAAUAUAAAGGGACCAAGGGCAAGGUGACGGAAAGCCAAAUAUAGACGUGUCGUCAAUGCAAAUAUAUGUACAAGCAAUGGAUCAGUGUCUCGCACAUCCCGAAGCAAAGAAGGGUCCUUCCCAGUUUAUGCCACGUAGGCUAGGGAAGGUAAACAAAAAAAAAAAGGUAAACCCAAAAAAAAAAAAAAAUACAUGAAAAAAAAAGCCUUAAAAAAAAAAAAUGACAAGCUGUUAAAAAAAAAAAAAAAAAAAAAAAA